Molecule: messenger RNA, 7281 nt
Organism: Vidua chalybeata
Lineage: Eukaryota; Metazoa; Chordata; Aves; Passeriformes; Viduidae
Gene: C6H11orf24
Product: chromosome 6 C11orf24 homolog
Exons: 9
Coding region: 5215-6624 (469 amino acids)
Source: RefSeq, a predicted model, not a curated record
ACACAGCCCGCCCCCAGCCGCGCCGCUCCUCGCCUCCGCCUCCUCUCGCCGCCGCUUCACCGCGGGCGGCGCGGGGGCAGUCGGGGCAGCGCGUCCGGCCGCGGAGCGGGGACGGAGGCGGUUGCGGGGCCCAUGACCGCCUGGCGCGGCGGAGGGAUCUGGCCGAGGAAGGGGAACGAGGCCCGGGCCGCCCCGCACGGCCGUGUGUGCGGGAAGAAGUCCUGCUCCGGGAUCCCUCCGCGCGGUGCUGCCCUUUAAACACGGGGGACUCGCCGCCGCGGGGCGCGCACUGGGAUGGAGCUGGGAUGCGUCUCCUUGUGCCGCCUCGUGGGUCCCCUGCCGUGCUGGUCUCGGGGGUCCGGGAGGCGACAGUUUCCCCCUGCCCCGCCUGAGAGGGGAGUGAGACCGCAAACUCAGAUCUUCCGGCACCUGCUCCCCCCCGCGCCUCUGCCUGACAGAGGCAUUUAGAAAUGGCCCCCGCGGGCUGGAGGGGCUGGAACGGCACGUCCCUCCUUUCCCCUCCUCUGUCCGGGGCAGCGGCGGCGGGGCCUGUGGCGGACGGUGGUCGCGGCCUGUACGGGGCCGUGGCGGCAGGAGCGCCCCCCCGGUGGCGGGGCGGGGUGCGGCCGUGCCCCCGCGCCCGAACAAAGGCGGCGCCGCCAGUGUCGCGCCCCGUCGCGAUAGCGGGGCGGGGAGGCACGGCUACGAUACCGCCUGAGGGCGGGAACGGGCAGAAUUACACGCGAUUGUGGGGAAAAAAAGCUUGUUAAUGCUGUAGCUUUGGAGCGGUACUACGUUCGUGGGGCUUGGAAAGCUCGGAGGGCAACGUUUUCCUGCUGGAAGUUCAGGAAUUGUACGAUGUGCGUGAUGUUUCAUGGUGCAUAUUCUGUAUUUUGUUGUACAAUAAGCUUGUGGCAGUACAAAGUAUUCUCGAAUAGGAGCUUUAUUUUUAUAAGUUUUUCAAAGCUUUUAGAUUGUUUAUUCUAAGGCAACCAGAAACAUCUGUGGAAGAGGGAAAGCUUUUCCGUGUAACACCUAUCCUGUCAACAGCUACUCACCCAGAAUACCAAAAUCUCAGCUUUAUGCAUAGUCGGAUGCUAAAGGUUUUCAAUUGAACGUAAUUUUGCAUGUGACUUUGUUUGAUUUUGCUUUAAUAACACCAGUGAGACGAUACUUGGAAAUGCCAUGUGUCUCAACAAGCCAAAUUGCUAGGCAAAUUGAUUUUACUCUAAUUUGAUAACAAGAAAUUGCAUCUGAAGCUGAGAUUUUGCCUGCCCAGUUGCUAAACCAGGUUAAGAUAGACUUUUACAGGUGAAUUAUAAAUGUCUAAGAUAUUUAAUUCAAACCAGAAUGGACUGUCAGCAGCAUUGCACUGUGAUAAUCUUAGUAACAAUGUGUGUAUAUUGUUUUGUAGUGCACCAGGUUGCUCUGUAGGUUUAUGGGAAUGGCUACAGUCCUCUUGGAAGGUUGGAUAUUACUAGAUUGGAACAUGCUGACUUCAGUCUUUAUGGCAACAAGAGUUUUCUAUAGCUCUGGCAAUGGCUGGUGAAUCCUUAGUGUGAUUGAAAGCAGCACACAGAAAAACCCCUAUUUGCAUCCUUUCCAGCAGGUGAUCUGGUGACAAAGCUCUGGCUACAUCUGAAAGGACAAUUUUUUUUUUUUUCCCCCCAGAAUUCAUUUUUCUGAGACUUAUUUCUUUUUGUAACAAUUACAGAAGCUUAAUGAAAAAAUAAUCACUAUUUCCAAUUCAAUUACAGUUUGUUAUUUCUUCUGCAUUGAAAUGUUUUUGCAUUGUAGGCCUUUGAGUCAAUAGGACAAAAUACUGUCUUUGAAAGUAAGAAAGCUGGGUGAUCAGACCAUGGUCAAAUUAUAAUAGGAUGCUUCAAGAAUAAGUUUACUAUGUUAAAUAUGCCUUUAUGCCUUUUGGUUUGUUGUUAUUGUUGGAUUUUGUUUGUUUUGUUUGCUUGGGGGUUUUUGUGGUUUUGUUUGGUUUUUUGUGUUUGUUUGGGUGGUUUGUUUUGGUUUUUUGGGGGUUUUUGGUUUUUUUUGGUUGUUUUUUUUUUUGUUUUGUUUUUUGGAAACCAGCAGAUACAUGGCAACUAUCUCCCACUAAAUGCAAUUUGGGUAAUUCAUUAAAUUUUGUAUAGUAUGUUCAGACUUCAAUUUAGAAACUGUUUAGGUUAGUUUCAACAUUAAUUUUACUUUCUAAGUUAAUGUUACCACAUCAGCCUAGAUCCUUACCAGAACAUGAGAAAAAUCUUAGGUAAUAAACCUCUGUUGUUUCUACUUAGUUAUCAAAGGAUGGGAAUGAUGGAAUCAUUUGUUAAAGGUGGAAGAAUUUCAAUCACAUGUUACUCAGGAUAUCUGUGUUGAUUUUGUGACUUCUGGAGACUUUUUUGUUUUUCUGGUACUAUUAAGACAAAAGAUUUUCAGCAUGUACGAAGACCUAGAUAAAUUUCAGUGUGCAUUGGCAAGAAUCAGUAGUUUUAAAUUCCCAAAGUAGUUUUCCUAAAUUGUUACAGUUAUUAAAAAAAUUGCUUUUUGCAGAUUUUCCCACUUUGGGAAUAGCUUUUACAUUUUCAGCAUCCCAUAUAUGCUAUGACAGCACAGCUCUAAUAUUGUAAACAUUUUUGGUCAUCCAGUUUUUACUGGAAAUUUGUAGUUACUAAAAUAUUAAUUUGAUGAGUAGUUUUGUACAAGCCAUAUCUUUUAAGAAGCAAAAGGUGAACCUUAGACUUGAGUUGCAUGUAGAAGCUGCUGCUGCACUGUGAUCUCUGGGGCUUUGUGUGGGCCCAGACCUCUGCCCAUGGCUGCAGGGUCAGAAUCCAGCCCUGAGCCUCCCUCUUCCAAACCACCCCUAACAAGACCUUGCCAUUGAUAUGAAGCCAAAUCCAGCUUAAGCUGAAAAAGAUGCAUCUCUAGCUGAGCAAAUGGUGUUCUGUGUGCCCACUCUGACUUUAUUUGCAAAUCUGAUUUACAGCCUGUGGCAGUGGGUAAUUUGGAGAACUGCAAACAUACAACCAUGAUUGAAAAGUCCAUCACCUGCCUGACAGUUCUACUCUGCCAUGCAGGUGUUGGGGUUUUAUUUCUGACUUUUAUUCUGCAGUGCUUUUACAGAGACCCAGCAUCAGCAGCUGUGACACAGACAUCUGGGAGUGUUCCUGUGCCAGUGUCAAAGCCGAGUUGUCAGGGCAAGGAGUUGCUCUGUAGCCAUCACUUUCACUGCUGCGAAGAAAUGAUGUGUGAAGAGGUAACAGGUUUCACAUUGCAAACAACACUCUUCUGUUGGCAUGGUCACACUGAGAAUUUGUUUCCUUUGUGUGCUGGGUGAGUAAAUACCUUCCUGUGGUAGCUGUGAGAGGAUCAGUCCCUUUCCUCUGUGCAGGAGCAGGAUGUUAAACACCAGCCACUGUGAGAUGCUGGCAAGUGGACUCAGGCCAUCAAGGUGUGACCACCUCUGGCUGAUGUCACGAGUUGGUUUUGACAGACAGUCACAAACCCAAAGCUGGAUAUCACAAGUGACUAUACUUAGGAAGAAAAUAAAAGAUGCUUCCCACCAAAGUCUUAUUAAUUUGUCAAAAAUGUAUGUAUUCGUAGUAGCAGGUGGUCAAUAACAGAUGAUAGCCUCCUCUGUGUAAAUUAAUGGCUGUAAUUCACUUGAGGGGAUCUGCUGAUGUCAUAAGCUGCCAGAGUGUAGCUUGAGUGAUUUAUUAACAGCUGCAGAAACCCUAGGCUGAAUUACAUCCUUGUAUUCACUUAGGGUCUGCAGAUAUUUAUUUAUAAAAUGUGUAGGUUUGAAUUUCUUGAUGCAUAUAGAGAUGUCUUCUGUGACUCCAAUGUAGGGGCACAGUGAAAAAAUGCUGAGUAUAAAAGCUCAGAUGCCUGCCCAUGAUUAAAGGCAAAUUUUCUCCACUGCUGCAUGUCAACAUAAUCCCUUUUCUUUAUGUUUGAAAUCAGCUAAUCAGUAUCUGUAGAGGUUUACAUAAGUCCUGUUUUGGGUUUUGUUUCUCCCCACCAUCAAAUAUAAAUGAUGUCGUUAUCUUCACGUGCAGGAACCUCUGUCACUCGAUGUUGUCGUCACAGCCUCUGUGCACAUUGGGCUGUGUCCAGCCCAAAAAGCUGGGAGAGGGUUGAGGAGUUCAACUGUAAGUGCUAUCUGUAAUAAUAACUGGAUUUUGCUGUUUAGAAAGAAGGCAAUGGACACAGAAGGCUAGAAAAGGUGCCUGGAAACCAAAACUGUUUGUGUACGGGAAGGGGAUUCUCCAUGUUCAGGGAGAAAACCUUCCUUUCUUCCAUGAAAAUGGUGAAAAUAAAAUUUUUCUGAAUAGGGAUCCUAGAUUUAUUACACCCUUCUAACAUAUGAACAUAUGUAAGCAAAUGAAACAAUAAUAAUUUCAAUUCCUUUUUCCUUCUCCCCAGAAAAUUGGAGCUGAUUAGGAUGAUAUUAAAUCCUGUUUCUCAAAUAAAGGAUGCAUUUCCAAAAUGAACAACUUCAAAACCUUUGUGGCUGGGAUGGCAUCAUGCUCUGUACUGUCCGGGUUCGGCUGGACUGAGAUGCAGCCACCAUCAGCAAGACAAAGGCAGAUAUAAUGAAAACGGGAACUAACCCAAAGAAUUAAGGGGACCGAGCAGCAUCUGAUGAGAGCUGGAAGGAAAACCCGGCUGGUGUUUCCGAGUGCUUAUGGCCAUCUCAGCUGCAAAUGACCGGUUCCAGGAUGCCAGGAUGCCAGGAGGAGUGAAUGACAUUUACCCAAUACUACUUUGGGCAAGGAAGAGUCAAUGUACUCCUCCCUACCCAACCUGAAUCAACAAAUAAAUGACUUUACCUCCUCUUUAAUUACAGAAUCUGAACUGCAAAUGUCAAUCAGCUCAGAUAACCAGUGUCUCCUCAGGGAAGAGAGCCAGGGAGCUCCUCAGUGGGAUCUAGAAAAGGAAACACCUGUUGGCACUCAAGCAGAAUUUAUUAAAUUCCAGCCAGAUCCCACCCACUGUGCUGAUCUUCUUCACCUGCACUUCCAACAAGAUGAGGUGGUAUGCACAGUGCAGAGUGCCAUGUGGACCUUGGGUUAUGACUUUGUUGGAGCACAACAAGCAAGGGGGACUGAAGCUGCCCUUCUGACAAGUAAGAAAAGCUAUAUUGCAGUGGAUCUGAAGUUGAUAUAAGAGAGCAUUUCUUCUGGGAAGAGAAGCUUCCCUGUAAGGCCAACCCUGAAGAUGUGGACUGCCAUUGUGUUCUUCCUGCUGAUUUCCAUCUGUAUAUGUGAACACAGGUUUUCUGUCCUGAAAGGGAGAGGAGUCCAUGUAGUACAUAUAAACAGACUUACAAGUGAAGAGCAAUGCAGGCAGGCUUGUCAGAGCACAGGGAGCCAUGACUGUAAUUGGUCUGUGCCCUACCAAAAUCACUGCCUCCUCCUGCAAUGUUACCAGCUGAGUGUGUGCCAGAAUGCUGGAGAACAAGACAUCAAAGACCUGCUUGCAGAAAUUGUCAGCAGCAAAUGGGAACCAGCCCUGUUUCACCACCAGAGCCAUCUCCAGAAAACAGAGAGGAUGCUGAAUGCAGGGAUUGACCAACACAGUGUGGAAAACACAUUUUCUUUAAUUGCUCAGGCUCACAAUAUUCAUUUGAGGCGUUUGCCUGGGAUUGAGAAGAGAGAUGUCAAAAUAAGUACAAGAAAACUAACUGCAAGCAAUGCUACCACCACUGCCCCUGCCAUAACAAUAAACAUUACAAAUGCAACUUUCUCUACCACUUAUGAAGCAAUUGCCAAAGCCUCAAACACCCCUGGAGGUUCUGAUACCUUUACUACAGCCAUGUCAUCCUCUGCUUUUUCUCCCCCUCGCGGUAACAUCUCUGCUCCCAUUUCCAGCAAUGUCGCCCAGAUGGUGAUGACCAGCCAAAAAUUACAAAAUAGUAGCUCUGUCUCAGUAUUGUCCCCCACUUCUGCUCCCCUCACUGUUACUUCUGAAGCAGGUACCCAAGCACAGCAGCCUAGGUUGGGUACCACCAGCAGCAGUGCUCCUUACCCUGACAGCCUCACCAGUGCUGAAGAUGACCUGAAGAUGCUGAGCACAACACUGAGCACCCCCAUCCUGCAGGAUGUAGCAACAUCUUCUAGUGCUUCCAUGCGUACCAUGGCACCCAUCCCAACAGAGAGUUCUCACUCUGUGAAUCCAGUGCAUGCUGGCACGUCACCAGAGCUAAAGCCAGAGGCAAAUACAGCCACAGCAUCCUUGAAUGAAUCAGCUUCUCCUCUGGGCUCUACAAGAGGUGCCAUGGUUUUAACUACAACCUCUACAGUAGCAACUACGACGGAACAUGGGCUAAAGUCAACAUCUGAUGUCUUUUCAACAACCAUGGCUCCAACAGAUGCAGCCAAAACAACAGCUUUGGGCCUCACAGAAGCUCAGCACACAGACAACGAGUAUCUUCUCAUUGCUGCUGAGCCCCUGACUCAGUACUUAGUGGAUGAAAGUUCACUACUUGCAGUGCUUUUAGUUGGUACAUUCUUUUUCUUAACUGUUAUAAUUCUUUUCCUCAUGCAGGCCUAUGAGAGCUACAAGAAGAAAGAUUACACACAAGUGGAUUACCUGAUCAAUGGAAUGUAUGUGGACUCAGAGAUAUGAAGAGGUGGGGAUGAAUAGUAGGCAAGAGAUGGAAAGGAGAAUCAAAGUUUGCAUGACUUGUUUUUCCUUUCUAUCUGCCUAUAACACAAACUGAAAGUGCUUCCAAAUUUACUUGUAGUGCAAUUGAGGAGAAAUGCCAUGUACUGUAUUAAGAAAAAAUAAUAGUUUUUUAUUCAAUUGUGCAACAGGUUGCUGUAAAACCAUUAAAAAAAGGAAUAAUUUUUAACAUUUUCAUAAUGCACAGUAGCUUUGGCCAUUAUAGUUCAUUGCAAAGCAAAUCUAACAAGGUGUAAGUUGCCAUCCUCUGAAAAUGCUAUAGUGCUUUUCAGCUGUUUACAGUGCAGGUUGUGUUUCAUCAGUUUCACGUGUGCUCCUCUGAAAACAGAGCAAAGGAUGCUGUCACCUUUUGUGAAGUGCCCCCAGAUAGCCAGGUGAAAAGUGUGGAGUACUGUUGCAACAGGGGACUUCUAAUGCAGUGUGUGUCAUAUUUCAAUGUGCUUCUUGCUUAUGAAGAAGUCUGUUUACAAGGUAUUGUAAACUCUGUUUACUGCUAACCCAAGGUAUCUUUUCACCAGAGUGGAUUACUGUGCCUCUGCACUUAAAUGAUCUUAUUUUUAUAUUCAGUUAAUAAACAGAGCCCUGGAAGGGCAGAUCUUC